UGUUAGUACACGGUGAACUGUAGGUCUCCUCAAGGUCAGUGGCGCACAAUAAACAUUGGCCAUUAUUCAACUCUCCAGUAUUGUCCUUUGUUAUUUGGAGAAAUCUAGUUAAUUAUCAAAGAAAAUCCAGUCUUCCUUCUCUGCGUCUCGAAUCCAGUUAGCAUUCGAACGAUCCUUGUCUCCCGAUUUGGGAGUUUUCUUAAAUUUGGGACCUAAAUACUAUGAGAAUUCGUAUUUUCCUGUAGAAUCCGAGGAAAUUUGAAGGGACCACCUCCCAAUCGAUAUAAAUUGUUUUGAUACAACUGCAGCAUAUACGCAGAUUUCUCUGUUCUAAUGUGGUCUUUAGUUCCUCGUUUGCUCUUUACUUUAUGUAGCGUCUAACCUAAUGUACCGAAAGUGCGCCCGGAAAAUGAAUCCGUUUUCCAUACUAAAUUAGUGCAGAUCUUUUUUUGUGAUUUCAGUCAUGAAAAUUGCUAAAGAACAACUUACCUACACUCCCAGCUACUGGUCUGUCACAAUUAUAACCAUUUCUACUGGCUAAGUGAAGAGAAUGUGUACAAGCUGUUAGAAUAUCUGAGGGAGUUCGGUAACUUACAGUGUGGAUACGUUGUAUUUUUGUCCAAUGUCAACAAAUCCAUUGGUUUGUUCGCCCAAGUAAAGGGAGAUCCUCAAAUGGACCAUUUCAUCAUAUGGGAUUACCACGUUUUCCUCAUAUACGACGAUAUGUCCAAUUACUGGGUUUAUGACUUUGACUCACUACUGCCGUUUCCCACCCCAUUUGUCCAGUAUCUAACACACGGACUCCGGCAGAACACCGUUCUUCCAGAAGAACUACAUAGGUCCUAUCGCGUUAUCCAUGGCGUCGACUACCUAAAUCACUUUUCAUCAGAUCGUAGUCAUAUGCAGCGUGAGGAUGGCAGCUGGAUAGCACCACCACCAACUUAUGGAUGUAUACGUGGACAGAGUUCAAGUUCGUUACAUACUUUACCCUUCUACUGGGAUAUGACAUCUAAUAUAGUUGAGAACUUAUCACUGACGGGCAGUGUUUAUGGAACUGUUUUAAGUGAAAGCGAGUUUUUCAAAAAAUUCUCUGGUGUUUAGCUUAUUAUCAUAACCAUUUCAUUUUAUUGACUACAACGUUUCCUUUCAGUUAACACGAAAUAUGUUUUAGUUCUUUUUACCUACUUCUUCCAAAACAUCUUUCUAAUAUGUUAGCAUUCCAAACAAUAGUAAGCUAGUUUGCACUUUGUGACUUACUUUUCAAUGUACAUCAUUGCGAUCAAAACUGUUCUUUUGCUUCCAGUCA
Messenger RNA from Schistosoma intercalatum, 1306 nucleotides. Lineage: Eukaryota; Metazoa; Platyhelminthes; Trematoda; Strigeidida; Schistosomatidae. The record is from the annotation of a GenBank genome assembly.